AUGUCAGAAGAGAUUAAGAAGACCGUUGAAGACAAGGUCGAGGCUGUCAAGGAAGCUGUUGCUCCUAAGACUGAGGAGCCUGUUACCAAGACUGAGGAAGACAAGAAGGACGGUGCUGCUCCCGCCUCCAUUUUCGGUUCCUCUUUCAAGCCCACUACCACUGGUGCUACCACCAAUGUUUUCUCCAUGUUCGGUGGAGCCAAGCCUGCUGCCGAUGCCGAGUCUAAGACCUCUGCUGACAGCGACAAGAAGAAGGAUGAGGAGGACGAGGACGAGGCUCCUGAGUCCCCCGAUGUGCACUUCGAGCCUGUAAUCAAGAUGGAGAAGGUCGAGGUCAAGACCAACGAAGAGGAAGAAGAGGUUGUUUACAAGAUGUAA
Molecule: messenger RNA, 378 nt
Organism: Sugiyamaella lignohabitans
Lineage: Eukaryota; Fungi; Ascomycota; Dipodascomycetes; Dipodascales; Trichomonascaceae
Gene: YRB1
Product: Yrb1p
Exons: 1
Coding region: 1-378 (125 amino acids)
Source: RefSeq, a predicted model, not a curated record